AUGUCUGCCCUGCAUCGCAAGAGUUUCUUUAAGAGGCGUUCAGCUCACGGCCUAUUCUCCUCCCCACAGCUUCCAACCGCGUCAUCUCCUCACGCCAUCAUCGCGAUGGCCGGCAUGCUGGGCGAUCAUGGAGAUCGCCGGCCCGUGAGCCCUAGCACUAUUGCUUCUGGGACCGAAGACCAGAUCGAGCACGCUAUUGACGGCGGCGCAGUCGGCGCAGUCGGCGAGCCACUCGUGCAGGACUUUCAAGAGCUGUACCAUGGGCCAAACGUAUCCGCGCCUCGUACGCCGGUCAAUACACCGGUAUCGAGGCCUUCACCCCUUGGUAGUCACCCUGUCGUCUCAUCAGAUGAAGAGACGGCCCCGGCGCCUCCGGAUUUCACUAGCCGUGGUAUUCAUAUACCAACCCGCACCAGGUGCAUAUUCCUGCCGUUCCCUUCAUUCUCAUCGACUAAUAAAUCCAUCCGGCUACAGCAGCAGAACAAAGAUUAA
Molecule: messenger RNA, 492 nt
Organism: Mytilinidion resinicola
Lineage: Eukaryota; Fungi; Ascomycota; Dothideomycetes; Mytilinidiales; Mytilinidiaceae
Exons: 1
Coding region: 1-492 (163 amino acids)
Source: RefSeq, a predicted model, not a curated record